CUAACACCACCUCCACCCGACCCGUCCUACCUCCGCUUCUCAAAAGGCGGGAAAGCCAUCCUUUGAAACUCCCUCUCGCUAUUUUGGGAAAAGACCUUCCAAACCUCUUCCACUUUCCCAAUGUCGGGGACAAUCAAGGUUCUGAACGUGGCGGAGAAGCCGUCGGUGGCGAAGUCGGUGUCGGGUAUUCUCUCAAGGAACCAAGGCCUACGAGUGCGCGAUGGCCGGUCCCGCUUCAACAGGAUAUUCGAGUUCAAUUACUCGGUUCGGGGCCAACCCUGCCACAUGCUCUUCACCUCCGUCACGGGCCACUUAAUGGAGCUCGAAUUCGAAGACCGCUUCCGCAAGUGGCACUCCUGUGACCCUGCUGACCUCUACCACGCACCCGUUCGCAAACACGUUCCUGAGGAUAAGAUGGAUAUUAAGAGGACUUUAGAGGAGGAAGCUAGGAGGUGCCAGUGGUUGGUUCUGUGGCUUGAUUGUGACAGAGAAGGAGAAAACAUUGCAUUUGAGGUUAUUGAUGUUUGCAGAGCAGUGAAUUGUCAUCUGACAAUACGAAGGGCACGAUUCUCUGCAUUAAUUGAGAGGGAAAUCCAUCAUGCGACGCAGAAUCUUGUUGAUCCAAAUCCAUGGUUUUCUGAUGCAGUAGAUGCUAGGCAAGAAAUAGAUCUACGAAUUGGUGCUUCCUUCACCAGAUUUCAGACUAUGAUGUUGAGAGAUAAGUUUGUUAUUGAUUCUGCUACAGAUGACAGAAAUCUUGUUCUAAGUUAUGGUCCUUGUCAGUUCCCUACACUCGGCUUUGUUGUGGAGCGGUAUUGGGAAGUACAGUCACAUGAGCCUGAAGAAUUUUGGACAAUCAACUGUUCUCAUAAAUUAGAUGAAGGUGUUGCUACCUUCAAUUGGAUGCGUGGACAUCUUUUUGAUCACACUUGUGCGGUUAUAGUUUAUGAAAUGUGUGUUCAGGAGCCAAAUGCAACUGUUACCAAAGUUCGACACCAGGAAAAGCUUAAGUAUCCUCCAUAUCCUUUGAGUACCAUUGAGCUUGAAAAGCGUGCUUCACGAUAUUUCCGUAUGAGUUCUGAACAUACGAUGAAGGUGGCAGAAGAUCUAUACCAAGCUGGUUUUAUCAGUUAUCCUCGUACAGAGACUGAUUGCUUUUCAAGCAGGACUGAUUUGCAUGCAAUUGUGCAAGAACAACAGGACCAUCCUGAGUGGGGUUCUUAUGCUCAGAGGUUAUUGGACCCUGGGACAAGUCUCUGGAGAAACCCUAGCAGUGGUGGACAUGAUGACAAGGCUCAUCCACCCAUUCACCCUACAAAAUUUUCUGCUGGAGAACAUAAUUGGAGUCAAGACCAUCGUAAAUUAUAUGAACUGGUAGUUCGCCAUUUCUUGGCUUGUGUUUCACAACCAGCUGUAGGGGCUGAAACUACAGUUGAAAUUGACAUUGCAGAUGAACAAUUUUCUACAUCAGGAAGAGUAAUAUUAGAGAGAAAUUACUUAGAUGUUUACCGAUAUGAAUCAUGGGGAGGUUCAAUGAUUCCAACCUACACUCUUGGACAGCAGUUCAUCCCAGCAUCAUUGACUCUUGACACAGGAGUCACUAGACCACCACCCCUUUUGAGUGAAGCUGAUUUACUAAGUUGUAUGGACAAGGCGGGAAUUGGUACAGAUGCAACAAUGCAUGAUCACAUUAAAAAGCUGCUAGAUCGAUUUUAUGCAACAAAGGACUCAAACACUCGUUUCUCGCCCACCAAACUUGGUGAGGCACUGGUUAUGGGAUAUGAUGACAUGGGGUAUGAACUUUGGAAGCCAAAUCUCAGAUCAAUGAUGGAGUUUGACAUGAAAGAAGUUAGUGUAGGCAAUAAGAGAAAAGAUGAAGUUUUAGCCACUUGCUUGCAACAGAUGAAAGCUUGCUUCUUAGAUGCAAGAUUGAAUAAAGUGAAAUUAUUAGAGGCUAUGGCAGUUUUCUUCGAGAGAUCAAAUCAAGCUGCUGGUGACGACAACCAUGCAGCUGGAGAAGUGGUUAGGCAGUGUGGACUUUGCCGAGAAUCUUCUAUGGUGCUGAAGAAAAACCGUGAUGGCAACUUCAUGGUUGGAUGCUUGGGUUUUCCGCAGUGUAGGAAUGCUAUUUGGCUCCCUGGAUCUGUAUUGGAAGCAGCAGUAACCAGUAAUAUUUGUGGCUCCUGCAAUCCAGGUCCUGUUUACUUGAUUCAAUUUAAGUUUCGCCAGCUUGAAAUACCACCUGGCUUCAAUGCCAACCAUCUGGGUUGCAUUGGUGGCUGUGAUGAUAUACUUAGACAACUGAUAGAAAUAUGUGGAACAGGUUCUCGCAUGUCAGCACGAGGUAGAGGACCCACUACAACGUCCAGCAAUGUCCAGAGAAAUAGCAGCAGACAAGGUGCUUGCUUAUACUGUCAGCAAACAGGCCAUUCUUCAAAUGAUUGCCCUUCACAGUUUUCAGGUUCACGAAAUUCUAGAUCUCGUACGAACUCACAAAAUGGUAUGCAAGGGGAACCAUCAGUAUUGUGUAGCACAUGUGGAACACCGUGUGUUUUACGAACUGCUAAUACAGCAAAUAACCGGGGAAGAAAGUUCUACUCAUGUCCAUCACAAGAAUGCAACUUCUUUAUAUGGGAGGAUGAGCACAAUAAUGGGACUGGAGGAAGAAGCAUUCCCCGUGCGGGCAUCAAUGGUUCAGCAUCUAAUUCCAGCAGGGGAGGUGGGCGUGGGCGUGGUCGAGGUCGAUUCGGCCAAAAUGGAGCACGUGCUGCUGACGUGACAUUCGUGUCAGCAACCGGGGAUCCCAUCUCCGGCAGAAGGUGUUACGUUUGUGGUGAUCCAUCGCACUUCGCAAAUGUCUGCCCAAAUCGUGGCAUGUAAUUCCCUUCCGAAUGCUGUGUCCGUUGGGUCCCUUAUCACCUAUAUUACAUUCGUCUACAGAUUCAUAUGCAAAUACAAGUUCUAAAAAAAACAUUUAAAAUUCUCAAAA
Messenger RNA from Theobroma cacao (cacao), 2989 nucleotides. The record is from RefSeq and is a predicted model, not a curated record. Lineage: Eukaryota; Viridiplantae; Streptophyta; Magnoliopsida; Malvales; Malvaceae.